CCUCGGUUGUUGGUACCGUCAUUCCGACCGACGACGGCUAGUGGGCGGAACAAUAAACUAUUGGCACCGCAGUCUAGCACUUUGAACUCACAAGACCACCAUUCACCACCGGCACUUCCACUUCUUGACGAAGUUUCUCCCGUUCACCUCCGUGCUUUAAACAACAGCCUUUCUGGAGUCCACUCUCGCAACGAAAACUACAGUCAUGUCGCUCUUCCGUACCGCCGCCCCGCGCUUCAUCUCCAAGCCGCUCCUCGCUGGCCCCCGCGUCGCUACUUUCCACACCUCCAAGAAGCUGCAGAUUCUGCCCGUCGGGCCUCAAGUGAUAGAUGGCACCAUCAACGACCCCACACCGAUUCCGGAGACGAGCCCCUCGCACGGUAGCUACCACUGGUCAUUCGAGCGCCUGGUUUCGCUCGGUCUCGUACCGCUCACCAUCGCGCCGUUCGCCGCCGGCUCGAUGCAUCCCAUUGCCGACGCCGUCUUGGGUGCGACGAUAGUCAUGCAUUCACACAUCGGCUUCCAGUCGUGUGUAAUCGACUACUUCCCCAAGCGCAAAUACCCCAAGUCCCUCAAGACCGCCAAGUGGACGCUCAACGCUGCCACCGUGCUGGUGCUCUACGGCCUGUACGAGUUCGAGACUAAUGAUGUGGGUAUCACCGAGGGUGUCAAGAAGAUCUGGACGGCUUGAGCGCGAGGUGAAGGGCAGAAGGGAGUGUAUCUUUAGUUUUUCUUGCACGCGUCUGCUUGCUGGGUUCGGCUGGGUGAUUGGGGUUCAGAAAAGUCAAGGCUUAUUUCAAAGCUUUUCAUUUCGUGAAACCAGGCUGUGGACUGUGAAUUGAAUUGAACGGGCAUCAAUCCAACUUCAGUGGCUCCGAUAGCGAGUGACAAAUAGUGAUAUCCACGAG
This is a messenger RNA of Tricharina praecox, 908 nucleotides long. Its product is annotated as CybS-domain-containing protein. NCBI's taxonomy places the organism in Eukaryota, Fungi, Ascomycota, Pezizomycetes, Pezizales, Pyronemataceae. The transcript has 4 exons. The coding region runs from base 206 to 691 and encodes 161 amino acids. Gene Ontology annotation, biological process: tricarboxylic acid cycle; mitochondrial electron transport, succinate to ubiquinone. Gene Ontology annotation, molecular function: heme binding; ubiquinone binding. The record is from RefSeq and is a predicted model, not a curated record. Gene Ontology annotation, cellular component: mitochondrial envelope; membrane.